Xenopus tropicalis (tropical clawed frog) is the source of this 3092-nucleotide messenger RNA. It is a transcript of the gene ssx2ipl, whose product is annotated as synovial sarcoma, X breakpoint 2 interacting protein like. Bases 166 to 2358 code for a protein of 730 amino acids. The transcript has 10 exons. The record is from RefSeq and is a predicted model, not a curated record. NCBI's taxonomy places the organism in Eukaryota, Metazoa, Chordata, Amphibia, Anura, Pipidae.
AAAGUGGGCGGUUGCUUUCAUUUAAUUAAGGACUUGGGAUGUUAUUCUUCGCUGGCUGCUCUUGGCAUCAGUGGUUUGGCCUAUUUAUAUUAAUAUCAGAAUAUUUGGAAGGGGUUUUUUAUUGCAAUUAAGUCAACAGAAAAGUGAUUGGGGUGUUAAGAAGUCAUGCACCGGUCUUCUGGGUAUAAUGACCGACAUGUUCGGGAACUUGUGGCUGAGAAUUCCGAAUAUAAGAAGUUCCAUGAACAGAUAAAAAGAGAAGUGAAAAGUAUUUUGACCCGACAUGAAGGUUUACAGAUCAGGGGAGGUUUUAAGGAUUCCCUAGGGGCUAGCAAGCGCACUGGGAUUGGUCGUGGAAAGCCUGCACGUGAUGGGGAGGGCGGAGUCACUGGCAGCCUUAAGAAACAAUGGAGCAGCCUGAGACAGCUGGUGGAGUCUCUGGAGGUUCAAGCGGCACGGGCGGAUGCAGGUCACGUGAUCAGCGUGACCGAUCAUGAGAAAGAGCUGACCAAGCUUAGAAAGGAAACGGAGGAACUUCAGGAAGAGCUGAUGAGGAGCAGAGAUCUUAUUGGCCAACAGCAGCAGCUGUUACAGGAGCAGAUGCUGCCCGUGCCUGGGGAGAUGGAAGGCUCCCCUCUAUGGGACGCCUAUUUCUUGGAGGAGCAGCUGAGGUUACAGCAGGACCGGGCAGCCUUCGAGGAGCAGAAACGCGUGUUCCAAGAUGAAAGAGACAAAUUCACGGAGGCGGCGAUCCGACUUGGGCGGGAGCGUCUCCAAUUUAAGGCAGAUCAGGCGCUUUUUAUGAAGCAGCAGUUCCUGAGUAUGACCCCGGGUAUAGGAACUCCUCCUUGGAAAAAGACUCCUCCUUGGUCUGCACUCGCUACUGACACUCCUCCUGGCUCAUCUCAGAAGCCCAGACUCAACUUUGCCCCUCACAUGCACAGUCCUGCCAACUGGCAGAGCAAAAUGGCUGCUCCUAAUUCAAUGACACCAAGUACAGCAGAACUAUACAGAGUCCUGAGAUUAGCACCUCCCAGCAGGUCUGCACUUGCCUCUCAAAGGAAGAAAUGCCAAAAAGAGGAUUCUUAUUCCGAGGAGAGUAAGAGGUGGAAUGAUAGCUGCUCCCCCAGUAGUGAAUCUCCUGAUCCAGAAGCUUCAAUUCACAACGCCUUGCCCCUCAAACUGAGCAUGACCCCGUACCUGCUCCCCAGAGCCACCCCGCAGUCGCUGCCCCACAGCCGAUUUGCCCCGAAAACUCCUUGCACCGCAGAACUGUACAGAAAGCUGAGGUUGAGCUCCACUGACAGUGCAAUGUCUGGGCAGAUGAGACGGGAAAGGAGAAGAUGGACCCCUAACCUGCUGAACUCCUGCAAGCAAUACAGAAAGUACGAGGAGAGCUUAGCAUGUUGGCCAGAGAUGUCCAGGAAGGACGAGGGCACCCCAGUAUGUUCUCGAGGGAGGCCCAGAGCCAGUUAUGAGACUGAUUCCUCACAUUCAGGAGAGAGCAGGAAUUCUUUUCUGGGAAAUAGAGAUUCUCCGGUCAAUGAGAAGAGCCCAUACCCUAGAAACCCCUCUGACAGUUUUGAGAAAGACUCUCUGUAUAAGGUAUCUUGUCAUUACGAUUCCGAGACUCCGGUGUCUGAACAUGGCAACCACGAGCCCAGCAGGGACUCCCUCUACAGUAGUGAUGGUGCUAAAGACUGUCCUCCAUGUUUAUCGGACAAAGUAGACUGGCCCUGUGAUGAAGUGGAACCUCCGCCUAUAUUCAAAAGGCUUUCUGAGGUCUUUCAUAUACGGGACCUCGGUCAGAACCCAAGCAGAGAACCGGUUUAUGCGGACGAGGUGCUCCUUUCCCAAAAGUAUGAAGACCCUUGCACGGCCAAACACAACAAGAGCUGGUCAAAAUCAGUCCAUGGGGUUAAAGACAGGAGCCAGAUGAGGAGAUCUUAUCAUGGAGGCAACUCUACUAACCUCUCUAGGGAAGGUGGCCAUCACAAUGACAGUUGCAGGAGGCAAUCGCUCGGAGGCCUUCACAAUGACAGUUGCAGGAGGCAGUCGCUCGGAGGCCUUCACAAUGACAGCUGCAGGAGGCAGUCGUUUGGAGGCCUUCACGCAAAAGGCAGCUUGCGAAACCGCUCAAACGAGAACCUUUACCUGGAUGAGGACCGCAGAAACCGCUCCCUGCACAGGUCGUCUUCGAAGCGCCGAGACUCCUUGUACACCUCUCGCCCAAAGCGCUCUCCUCUACACCACCAUCAGCCCUGUCCCUCGGAACGGGGCGGCGAGGGCUGGAACUCGUCUACGGCCUCCCACAUCUGUGCAGAUCUUCUGAACCAGUUCCUCGACUGCUGCACUUGAGCACAGUGACUUUUAUAGAAAUAUAGAAAAAAACAAAAACGUUGGGGGGGUGUUGGGUCCCUCCAUAUGUUUUAAAGCACUUGGUUUACUGUUUUAUGAAUUUAUAUUGUCUAGACCCCCCCCCCCCCAAAAGAGUUGUUUUCCUCUACUGUUUCAGGUUAAUAAAUAUAUAAUUGUUCACUUGCUCGUUAACCUUACUCUACACCGACCCCCCCCCCCCCCCCCAGAACUGUCAUUGGACGAGUGUAAUGCACUUUUAUGUUAUGAACCAAUUCCUGCACCUUUUCUGGUGUCGAAACCCUAAUGGGCCACUUCGUUUUGACUUAUUGGUGUCCUGGAUUUGUUCUGAAAUCACUUUUAAAUGUUUUGGAUUUUAUUUUUGAAUGUUUGGUCUCUCCUAAUGCACUUUAGAGGAACUCGGGGCUUAGGGGCACGGUCUUUUCCUUCCACAAUGAUGGUCCCCCCCCCCAAUCCGGGGAAUUAGCUUGAAACAUAACAAUGGAUUUUUGGGUCCUGGUUGUCACUAAACUUUUGAUUUCAGCCACGAAACUGUGCAGAAAUUGAAUUGAAUUUACCUAACACAGACUUGGUAUAUUUGGCCCCCAUUUACCCCCGAUGGAGGGCAGCAGGUCUAAGUUUAGGAUUGUUGGUUUUAUUUUCAAUAAGAUUAAAUAUGAUUAAACUAUUUUUAUGUAAUUUUCAAAAAUGAAUAUUAAACGGAUAAUGGUGCCUAA